This is a messenger RNA of Neodiprion virginianus, 4715 nucleotides long. It is a transcript of the gene hh, whose product is annotated as sonic hedgehog protein A. Gene Ontology annotation, biological process: multicellular organism development; regulation of gene expression; intein-mediated protein splicing. The transcript has 6 exons. The coding region runs from base 1688 to 3028 and encodes 446 amino acids. The record is from RefSeq and is a predicted model, not a curated record. Gene Ontology annotation, molecular function: patched binding; calcium ion binding. NCBI's taxonomy places the organism in Eukaryota, Metazoa, Arthropoda, Insecta, Hymenoptera, Diprionidae.
AUUUGUCUGCAGAUUUUUAAUACGGUUCCAUCUAUUGCAGAAUCUAAAAAUGUACCAAGUCUAAAAAUGGUCAUGUUCUUUACUAAAAUAAUCUUGGAAGCGCAGAACCGGCCGCGAUUGAAGUUUCUCAACGAAUAAUAACUUGCCGGUAGUCGGUACAAAAACGAAUGUUUUCCUUCUCACCGCAUCGAUAAAAAAGGAAACCUAGACAGUAACUUUUCACAACGGCAACGGACGCUGGUAAGCGAGUCUUUUUACGCUUUUCACGGUCUCGUUUGUAGACUGUAAGCUCUUCCGGUAAGGUGUUAAAUCGGUACUUUACUAACACACGACAAAAACUGAAUUAUUUGAAAUGUUUUAUUUCACGGUAAACUAACGGAGAAAACUGUUUUGUAUUCAAGGGUUCCAUUCCAGUCUAAUGCGGCAUAGCACCGACUGAGUCGAGGAUCUAUAUAAGUUCGGAAUUUGGAAAGUUUUGAAUUUUUACGACCGUUAUUCAAAUCGUCAGAUUCCCUAACGGGUAUUUUACAAAAUUUAUACCGAUAAUAGUAAAAAGAAACACUGCAAUCGCCGUAAGUUUGCUAGAUAAGGUAAGGCGCUGAGCCGAGCUUACAAUGAAAGCCGGAAAGGUGGCCCGGGAGUCCCGAUAAUGAGCCGAAACCCGUUUCGGGCUCGUUAUCAUAAAAUUGCCGGUGUAAGUGGGUGAGAAGCGUCAAAAAGACAUGCCACAUCGACGCUCCGAGGGCAGAGUUUUCGCCACGCAAGAGGCCCGCGCUGCUCUUCCACCAAAUCGCCGAACUCGGCUUCUUCCUCGGUGAUCGUUAGUCAGAGGAUACGACGACAGAUUCGCUAACCCGUGGCAUUACCUUCGCUCGUGUGAUAGAAGCUCCAUCGGCGUUAUAAGUGGCUGUGCGGAUCGGCCGCGUGGCCGCCUCCUAAGGCUCUCCGGGCUUCGGGUUACGUCUGGCCCUCGCCACUGCAGAGCUGCGCGUCUUGCACAUCGGGUGACGCGUCCGAAUUUCGAGAUUCCCAAGUGUCGAUUUCGAUCUUAUUUCUCGGGACCGUUUGUCCGCAGCGUUAAACACAGCGUUGAUAAUAAUUGCUGUAAUUCUUCGACAAUUUUUUAAGGGAAUUUUCACGUUUCUGCAAUUUAGUUUUAGGAAUUAACGUUUGAAUUUCAAAUCCGGACAACCGACGCUCUGCACUAUGGGUAGAAGUUUAUUGAUCUAACCGAAGGGAAACGACGUUUCGGGACUGUCGAAAUGAAUUUGAAAAUUACCGAACACCCGUUGUAUGGCGAUCAACGCACACGCGCGCGCCUUCGCCUGUAAACCCUCCUCUUAUUACGGGUGUGCGGUGCAACAUAGGUAGCUAAGUGUAAACCAUCAUUAUUAUUAGCUAGACACGUUACGGGGUCUCGGAUUCAGACCCAUGAAAAAGCAAAAAGAAACUGAGGAAGAAAAAGAAGAAGACGCCCAACAAACUUGAGUGGAAUUGCAUUUUUGCUCGAAGUCAUCCAUGCUACUCCAGCUGCGGUUGCAUCGACUAUACAUGUAUACGUGGUACAUCCAGGACAAAUCUGACAACGAAAAUUGCACUGCAACCUGUACUUACAUAAUGCAAAAAACACAUCGUUGGAAGUAAUUUGUGCGCCAGAAUCUUAUAAUUCUUCCAUGUCAACAUUCAGAUGCUGAAAUUAACACAGUGUUCAAUUCACAAGCUUCCGAUCAUCUCGACCCAAAUGAACUUCGGCCUCCAUUAUCCUGCUGCGAAUUCUCGAUGGCUGCGAUCGAGUUUUUCGAAAGUAGUAGCGGUGGCCCAAAAAAAGCAAUUAUUUAAAGAGGAGCAAUACGAAAUUCUAAUCGUCCCUGAAAUCGCAAAUUCAAACUCGAUGAAUAUUCCAAAAGAUGGGAUUGAAUUAAGUAAUCGGUCAACUCCUCAGGUUUCGCUGAAAUUCCUGAAAACCGCUUUCGUUUUCGAACCAGUCAACGCAUGUCACCUAGUAAAAAACGACCGAUGCAGGAGGUGCAAGGAGAAACUCAACACCCUGGCGAUAUCCGUAAUGAACCAGUGGCCCGGGGUAAAGUUGAGAGUUACGGAGGGCUGGGACGAGGAGGGAAAACACGCGACGGACUCCCUUCACUACGAGGGAAGAGCUGUGGAUGUGACAACCAGUGACAGAGAUCGUUCCAAGUACGGGAUGCUUGCACGCCUUGCGGUCGAGGCUGGCUUCGACUGGGUCUACUACGAGUCUCGAUCACACAUUCACUGUUCUGUAAAGUCUGAAUCUUCGUUAGCCGGCAAAUCCGGGGGAUGUUUCCCAGGCAGGAGCAUCGUCAGGACGGAGGACGGGUUCAACAAAAGUCUGGAUCAGCUCGAAAUCGGGGAACGAAUAGCCGCCCUCGAUUCCGCGGGUAAGAUCGUCUACAGCGAGGUGAUCGCCUUCCUCGAUCGGUCUCCGGAGGAGAGGCGACAGUUCGUGCGGAUCACGACUGCCUCCGGUCGUGCCCUGACCCUGACGCCGUCUCACCUGGUCCCCGUGUCCCUGGAGUCCGGCAGCACAACGGAAUUCGCCGCGAAGGUUCGCGUCGGCGACCAGAUUCUGGUCCGCGAGAGUGAUCGAGGGGUCGAAACGCUCAGGUGGGACAGGGUGGCGAGCACGCGGCUCGUUAUCGAGAAGGGGAUUUUCGCCCCGCUGACAACCGAGGGCACGGUCCUCGUCGACGACGUGGUGGCGUCCUGCUACGCCGUCGUCGACAGCCAAUUCGUCGCCCACUCCGCCUUCCUGCCGAUGAGGAUCUGGACGAACAUUAAAUCGGGGGUCGCCAGGAUCGCGCGAAUAUUCGUCGCCCCGCUCUCGGCCUGGAGCGAAUUCCGGCCGGGAAUUGGCGAGGAUCACGAAGUCAAGUAUCCCGAAAACACACCGUCGAUCAACGCGAUGAGAUUUCAACCGAGAGGCAUUCACUGGUACGCUUCGAUGCUGUACACAGUUUCGUUCUACGUACUUCCCACGGAUAUGCUGUACUAAUUUAUUUCAACGAUUUUUGAAAAAUUUCUAACGCGAAAACGGUUCGUCGAGAUCCCCCCUCCCCUAUCUCCUGCACCCUUUUGUACGUACUUCCGACGUUGACACACUCGACCGCCCAAUAUAGGAUCUGCACUCUCUGACCCCGUUUGCAGAUCCCCAGUUACCCUGUGUGAUGUGCAAAUCUGACGAACCAUGUUUACCCCCAUCGAUUUAAAUGGGUUCGAAAUCCCCGGUUGCCAAUCCGUUCAAUUGCAGUGAUAUCUGAGUGACUAUCCGUUCAGUUUAGCGUCGUAGAUUCGCAUACAGAAAGAAAAUAACUAGACCAGUUGUCUUGACGAUUGUCCUUGGCACUUGUACGGAUCGCAUCGCAAUCAAUUGGCAAUUGUUGGGCUGCGGUGCACCUUGAGUAACGUUCGUCAAAACGAGACUCAAGGUUGAGCUGAAAAGACCGUAAGCGAAAAGUGACGGUGUAUAUUCUAUAAUAUAUCGUAUCGUAACCACCUAUACAAUAUGUAUACGUAUCGUAUCGACAUUAUAAUGUACUUUACCAUUUUAUCUGUCGUACAUGCAUAUUGUUAUUUUUAUUAUUAUUAUUAUUAUUAUUGUUAUUUAAAAAAAAAAAUUUAUUCAAAUUCGAACGUAUAUUAAUAACGCCGAGUUAGAAGUAACUAUUUAUAAAUUGAGGGAGAGGGGGCGGCUGAGUGGCCAUUGCCCGCAACCAACGCGUGAGGCGUGAACGGACGUUAAUUAACGAGCGUAUGAAUCUUGGACGUAAUUAAUGUAAUCUAGAACGACCAACGUGAAAUUUAUUUGUUGAAAACGUUCCAGAGUGAUGCUUCCAUGACGUUUAUGAUACGUUUUCCAACCCCUCAUUAGGUCCAGCAUGCAAACAGUUUCACAGUGUUUUCCUUCCUUUCCUUUUUUCACACUGUCACGAAUGUGUUCAUUGGUAUGUAAUUGUAAUAUUUUACGUACGGUUAACCUAAAUUCUGAAUAGAAUCGUUCAAUUUUCACCAAAUUUAGAAACACUAGAAUACCUAAUGAAAUUUUACAUCAAAGUUGAAUAUUAACCACGAAUAUUCAAGUAUUUCUCGUAUGCAAUACACUUGAAUACGUAUUGUUUAUCGUCCGUUCUAUAUUUUUCAAUAUUUCUCUAUCGUAAAUCCUUUUUGGCACAAUACGAACGAAUACGAGAAGGCAAAAAAUUUUGCGUCGUCUCAAGAAGCGUAACUCACGUCACCCUCUGUCCGGUUCUAUUUUAAAAAAUUCAUUGCUCGUUGAGUAUUCCUCGUGGCAUCGCGAUUAAAACAAUUAUUGUAAAUACACCAUCUUAUUGCCCCCGCCCAACCUGUAAAUGUAAUUCCCUUUCGCAUCCUUCAUCUCGAGCUCACCGCAGCUCCACGCGUCUGCUUUACUUUAUACUUAUCAUAUUUAUCAUUCUCAGUUUGUAACUAGCCUUAUAAUUGUCACUAUUAUUAUUAUUAUUAUUACUACCACCGUUAGUCUCUUUGUAUGAUUAUGAUUUUUAUCAUUACUUUUAUCACGAAUAAUAAACAUCUAUUUUUUAGUAAUUUUUCCGAACCAUAUAUAAUUACAUAUAUAUUAUAAUAUGUAAAGCCGUUAAUCGAUUAUCGCUGUAUAGUAUUGCGUAAGGCAUCACGUAUAUUAAUAACACUUUAAUCAUAUA